This is a messenger RNA of Aspergillus uvarum CBS 121591, 1911 nucleotides long. Its product is annotated as Zn(II)2Cys6 transcription factor. Lineage: Eukaryota; Fungi; Ascomycota; Eurotiomycetes; Eurotiales; Aspergillaceae. Gene Ontology annotation, biological process: regulation of DNA-templated transcription; DNA-templated transcription. The record is from RefSeq and is a predicted model, not a curated record. Gene Ontology annotation, molecular function: DNA binding; zinc ion binding; DNA-binding transcription factor activity, RNA polymerase II-specific. The annotation marks the transcript as partial. The transcript has a single exon.
CGACCGCCUGGGGCUCGGAUCACCCGUGCCUGUGAGCGCUGCCGCUCCCGCAAAGUCCGCUGCGAUGGCCAGACUCCUUGCGCCGGCUGCCGACCGCGACAUUUCCCCUGUAUCUACCGAUCAGCCACGAGACCGAGUCGGGAACGAGGAAGAAAGUUGCGGAACAGUCGAUCCGCCAUCUCCGCGGCGGAAGAUGGCUCGCCAACCCGUUUGAUCGUGCCCACCACCACCUCCGCCUCCGCCGGAAUUCGCGCUGCCGCCCGACCCAACACCAUCGACAUCACUCCCCAGCGAUUUCCCAAUGACCCCGUUCAAUUCAAGCGACAUCGUGAGUUGCGCGCGGGGAUUGGCGUCUCUAAUGUCGACACCGGCUCGUUUCAGUUCUACGGCCCCUCCUCGCAUUUCUGUUUCAUCCAGCGUAUGUGCCAGCGCAUCGCGCAGUCCCCCAAUGAAACCAUCCUCACCCCGAGCGACACCGUGCCGGACGGCGUCCGCAAAUGGAACCUGGAGCGCUUUAUGUUCUGCGUGAACGGGUGUCAAGACCCAACCGGGCCACGUGCUGCCUAUAUCUCGCAGGAGCUAGGAAUUGGCCUCAUUGAUUCCUACUUCGAGAUUCUCCACCCGCAGAUCCCCAUACUCAACCACUCCGAGAUCGUCGACCAAUGGAGAUCCCUGUGGAAGCCCCCAGCGCAGCAGAAGCCCGACAGGCGAAACGAUAUUCUUUUCAUUGUUCUGGCUAUAGGCGCCCGUGUUACCAUCGCGGCCGGCCAACAGGAGACCUCGUUGCUAGAAGGAUGGGCGGAUCAUUUUGCCGCGCAGGCGAACCCGAGCACUGCCGUCUUGGAGGAUCCCAGUCUAUCUUCCACGCAACUUUUGCUUCUGAAAGCCAUGUAUGCCUAUCAGGUUAUGCGGCCCAACGACGCCUAUUUGUACCUCGGCUUCGCCGCUCGCAAUGCCAUGGUACUGGGACUUAAUCGGUUCCAGGUCAUGGAUGGGACCAAUGUGACUGUCCAUGCGCUCAAGCGCGCCUUCUGGACUGUCUACGCUCAUGAACGCAUGAACGCUCUCUACGCCGGUCGUCCUUCCGCCUUUCGUGAUGAGAUGAUCGAUGCUCCGUAUCCCGAAGACCUCCCCUUGACUGCCACGACCGAUGCAUCGACAGAGAGCAGCGACAACCACCACGGUCCUACUCGGCUUUGUGGCUUCAUCCGCGCCAUGGCCGGCAUCGGCCGCGUUGCUGACCUGGUAUUUGUCAAAAUCUACUCCCCCGCCAGCGUCGCCAGCAUGGCGCAGAUCGCACUGUUGCCAGCCGCGGUAGCCGGAAUAGACGGGCGGCUGGGCGCUGUCACGCGCGACCUGCCCCUGUACCUCCAAUUCUACGAUACGGCCUUACCAAUUGGCUCAGGCUGGCAAGAAGUGCAACGCUUGACGCUGGGCAGUAACUAUUAUCACACGCAGAUGUUGACGCAUCGGCCGGCCUUGCUUUUCCGAGCCUUUUUCGCCUCACUCGACGAGGCCCAGCGGCGUGUAGGCCAUGCCUUGGAGCUGGAGCAUUCCAUCCAGGAGACCUUGACCGCCGCGACGAACAUCAUCAACUUGACGCAUGACGUGUAUUUCCGGCGGUGCCCACGUGCGCGGUUCGAUGGGUCCUCGGCCACCAUCAUGGUCGCUGCCGCCGUCACUUUGCUGUAUGAUGUGCUAGAUCCAACGACGGGCGCGGAGCACGCACGCGAGGUAUUCGCUACGGUGGAGCGCGCCGUUGAGUGCCUGGAUCAGAUCGAGCAUGUUGGUCCCACUUCGGGUAAAGCUGUGAGUCUGGAUGUGAUGCGCAUUGCGAAGGAGGCAUUGCGGACGACGACGACGGAUGUCGGGGUCAACCAGGAUUUUAUCGGGACGUUCCCGUGGUUACAG